AUGGUCGAUGAACAGCGRGAAAAGAUAGGAGAGAGUCUCCCUGAGUGCACCGGAAGCUUCAUGAAGACUACAGGCAUGCCUUGUGCUCACACUCUUGUGCCACUGAUACAAGGAAACGUGCCCUUGUUGACGAGCCAUUUCCAUCCUCAUUGGCAUCUCCAGCGAUCUGGGAUGCCGCCGCUUGUAUUCGAGCCUCGCAAAGUCGAUGAACGCCGUGCAGCUUCAAAGUCACAGCCGACAUCGAGUACACGGCGAGAUACAUGUGCAUUCGAAGCAGUCGAAAGGGCACUACUUCCUUCAGUGCCCAGGAAGCUACAGACCUGCUCUCGAUGUCACAAGCAAGGCCACAACAGAAGGUCAAGGGCGUGCCCUGAGAAGUAUACUGAAAUGGCAGCAGAGCUUGAGGCCAUGGAAAAAGAACAUGAUACAGCUACAGGGGAGGCCAUAUAUGUAGCAAGCAGGUCCGUAUCUCCUGCUGCAGCUGCAAGCACAACACCACAGGCACAACCGUCUCAGGCCCUCUACUAUCUCCAAGAAGUCGUACAUACGGUAUAUGCARAGUAUCAGGAAUCUCGCAAGGCGUGGUUCAACCAGCAGCCCCCCGGUGCCUCUCUUACCGAUCGUGCCUACAGAGAAGCUGUUGGACUGCCCUCGCGGUAUCCUGCAGUCAAUUAUCGGUGGUGCCGGGAGGAAGGGCAGAUGGGACCCUUCGUCAAGCUUCAUAACUGCAAUAAGCUGAGAGAUUGGACAUUGGAGGAGAUGCACAGCUGGAUUGACGCCGAUGAUAGAGGCAAUCAUGAUGCUGAUGACCAGGAACAAGGGCUUCUUGAUGCAGAAGGCCCCAACUACGUACAAAGGCAGGGACCUGCAAGUUGCAUGUUAUCACGGAUGCAUCGGGGCGGCGAUGUGAUUCUCCCGAUGAGAUCACCAAAUGGUCAGUCAGGCUGA
Messenger RNA from Fusarium mangiferae, 948 nucleotides. RefSeq lists its product as uncharacterized. The transcript has a single exon. The coding region runs from base 1 to 948 and encodes 315 amino acids. The record is from RefSeq and is a predicted model, not a curated record. Lineage: Eukaryota; Fungi; Ascomycota; Sordariomycetes; Hypocreales; Nectriaceae.